This is a messenger RNA of Clunio marinus, 342 nucleotides long. The record is from the annotation of a GenBank genome assembly. Lineage: Eukaryota; Metazoa; Arthropoda; Insecta; Diptera; Chironomidae.
AUGAAGCUGAUAAUCAUUGCGUGUGGAUUUAUAAUAGCAACGCUAACUCAUUUCCCUUUGGCGAUUUCAUCAUCGUUUACGAUUCUAAAUUCUGUUGGACAUGAUUGCGAUUCGGGAGAAUGUCUUGAAGUGUGUGAAUACGAAGACUUUAAACUGAUGCCAGGCACAGCAGAUUCGAACAAUUCGAAAUGUCUUGCAAUCUUUUGUUCAGAAGAUUUCACGCUUACCGUCCACACAUGCAUUCACGAAGAAGAUCCAACUUGUUCCUACACCCACAACUAUAAGAAACCAUUCCCAGAUUGUUGCAAUCAAUUUUGUCAAUCAAUCAUUCAACUCAAUUAG